CCCUCACUCAAUUGUCCUUGCAUUUUUUUUUUCUUCAUCUCCUUCUUUCUUUCAUUCAUUCAACAGACACAGAAAUCAUUUCCUAAGUUUUAGCUCAAGAGGAAAGAACUUACUUUUCUAUCAGAACCAAGUGCCAUGGCUACAUAUGGAAGUCUCUUAGAAGAACAAGAAAAACUUAAUUCCGAAUGCCCAGAAGUGGAUCGUGCUGACUUUCUUGUAACAAAUCCAAAGACCGUUUACAAAAAUAACAGACCUCAAUACACACGAUAUGAGAUCAUCACUAAUAAUGCAAGUUCAGCGUUUCCUCUGAGGUCUUCAAGAGGAGUAUAUCGAAGUUUCAAGGAAUUCAAGUGGCUUCGCAGAAUUCUUCGUUGGGAGUAUCUUACCUCCAACAUCCCAGUUCUUCCACCAAACUACUUGUUCAGAAGAAAUUACAAUCCAAGUGUUGUUGCUUCCAGACUGGUUCCACUAAAAAACUUUCUAAAUGAGUGUGUCAAAGACAAGAAAAUAGUAUCUGAUGUGGCAUUUCAUUUGUUUGUCCAGUCCGAUCUAACAAUUCAAGAUAUCACCAGACAACGAAGGGGUCAAACUCAUCAUUCAUACCUACCAUGUCUUUGGAAUUGUGGAGGAAAAAUCCAUAAAGAUGACCCUAUUCCACCUAACCAAGUAGAAUAUGAUGCCAUAUAAGUGAUGAUUUUGACUAUGCUGCAUUUAAAAGGGAAUUGAGUAGAACCCUAAUGAAUGAAGAUUCUGAUUGAUUUAUGAAAUUCUGAAUAAGGACUGAGAAACCCCAACCAAUUUCUGAAGUUACUUGGUCUGUAACUUGAGUAACUUUUGAAAAGUUUCCAAUAUAUGAAAUGUUGUUUUUACACUUAUUUUCAAAUGCCAAGAAAAUCAGAAAAAUAUAAUACUUUUUUUCUGCCUAAGGGGUUUUUAAACGAUUAUUUACACGUUAUUAUUCAUAGCAUUAUCUACUUCAAGUUCCCCUGUUCCAAUACAACACCAUUUGGCAAGAAAGUUUGUAGCUAGUUCUCUUGUCUAUUAUCAUUGUCAUCAUUUUCAUCUUCAUCAUUCACAUUUUCAUUUAUAACAUGAAGAAUAAAACAAAAGAAAAUAGAAAUAGUAGGAAAUUAGUUUGCAACAGUGUUACUCUUUGAGCAGUAUUAUGACAAUUUAGUUUUCAUUUCAAAUAUUAAUGUCUUGUAUACAAAAUUCAUGGAAUACCAUACAAGAUAUUUAUUUACCAAACUCUUUACCCUUUAGCAUUUAAACCAGCCUUAACCAGCCAAGAUACUCUACCUGUUUUUGUUUAAACUAACCAGAUCCUGCCUCUCACACUUACCUUAUGACACCAUUCUAAAAAUAAACAAUCACAGCAUCAUAAUCUCAAAACUAAAUGUCAUAAAUAAUGGUGACAAAUGAAUUAUACACCGCUGGAAGUUGUUGUUGAUAAACAACAGCAGUAAUUUUAUUCAGCUGAAUACACGUCAUUGAUUGGUUGAAUUGACCGAAAUACGACAACUUUAACACAAAAUAACUUUGAAAAUACAAACUUUUCUCAACAACACUAAGAGUAAAAGAUGUUUUAUAUGACACAUUCUAUCAGUGUCUGAAGUUUGAAAGUGUUUAGUUACAAAAAAUUAAUUUCUCAAUCUGCUGUUCAAAGGGUAUAAAGAUCUACAAUUUUUUAUACACUGAAUUGUUUGGUAAACCAGGCUGAGAAAAGUUCCCUAAAAAUAUGCCAGUGACUGUAUUGUAUAGAAUGUUUGUUAGUAGUACAAGCUUUUUGAUAAGUUUGGUGAGUCAUAUGUGAGAUGAGUGAGCCAAUGAACUUGUAAAACAUGUAACUGUUGUUAUCUGGUGUUAUGCUGCAGAUACCUGAGGCUAUAAAAGUACGAUAUUGUUUCUGCUGAAAGAUUACAUUCACAAAACUACAGAGAUUAACCCAUUCAUGCUGAAACUUUUCUAGUGAAUGAAAUUGCCUGAAAAUUCACAGAUACGAUUAUUUCGACCUAAAUAACAACUGCAAAAAUUUCAUUGAAGUCCAUUUGAUACAGACUGCAUACGCGUUAAGAGCAUAUUUAAUUCUUUGAUACGGAUCAUACACAAAUCACAAUUUGUAUCAAGUAUUUGUUUUAUACCCUUAUAAAUUAAGUGUCCGUUUAAACGGACAAUUGGCAUGAAUGGGUUGAUAGCAAUAGUCCUUUCCAAACCUUUCAAUGUCUUGUUGCAGUUGAUUAUAUUAAAAGAUUAAGAGAGACAAUUUAAUGUAGACAUUUCUCACCCAAAUGUAGCAUCGAGAAACAGACAUUUAACUGAAGGUAAUGAUGUUCAUGAUCAUGACAAUGAUAAUGAUGAUGAUGACAAUGAUGAUGAUAUCAAUAGCAUACUGUGAUUAUUGUCAUAAGGUAUGCACUGUGCUGCUAUAAUGAACCUAUUGCUCAACUAUAUAUAUAUAUAUAUACAUACACAAAAAUAUAACUUAAAAAUAAACAUGAUUUUAAACUUAUUUCUGUGUAUGUAUUAUGAGAUUUAGACACAGAUCACAACCAGAUAUUGCAAGAACAGAGUUAUUAUUGUAAAGAAAAUCAGUUUCAGUUUAAGAAUUUCCAAUGAAUUUAUAUUUAGAACUCGAUGAUCACAAGAUGUGUGCUAGUGGAAUGAUGCUCACACUCAGUCCUUGCCUUUUUUCACUCUCACAUAAUCUUACCAUCAGCCAGUGCCACAUUAUAACACAACAUAAGGAUGUGCACUGCUGUAUCAAAACAACUAUCGCAUCACAAUAUUUUAUAAGAAGGCAAAUAAAAUAUAUUUUUCCAUUAUAAUCAAUGAUUAUAUUAUUUGGUGAGCUAAAUAUUUAUAGUAGGUGUGAUACCUACACCAAGAAUAUGUUGAUUAUAUGUCCCUUGGUUAAUAUGUAUAUCUCAAUGUUUAAAUAUUA
Octopus sinensis (East Asian common octopus) is the source of this 2941-nucleotide messenger RNA. Its product is annotated as sorting nexin-10B-like. The transcript has 7 exons. Lineage: Eukaryota; Metazoa; Mollusca; Cephalopoda; Octopoda; Octopodidae. The coding region runs from base 136 to 687 and encodes 183 amino acids. Gene Ontology annotation, molecular function: phosphatidylinositol binding. Gene Ontology annotation, biological process: intracellular protein transport. The record is from RefSeq and is a predicted model, not a curated record.